CCUCAAGGCUUCUUCUUUCCAAAGCUCAAUGAGUAUUUGGAGAGCAGAGCAAGGAUUAACAUAAACAAUUUUAACAGGGGAAUUUUCUAUCGGCUCUUUUCGUCGUUUAGUUCCGUUUUUAACAGGAGACGUUUUUUCAAGAUCAAGAUCCUGUGACUUGAAUUUCACAGUUGUCUGCUCUUUACGAAGAUCCUAAACAAAAGCUCAUAAAUACGCAAUUGUCCUGCGUAAGUCGGCCUCCAGAAAAGAGGAGCCCAUUUUAUUAAAAAUAAUCAACGAACACAAGCAGCAAUUUAAAAAAAAAUGAGAAUGUCAGGACACCCUACCCUAGGAAACAGUGUGCUUCAACUGUCUCCUAGCGGGUAAUAUCUCGAAGCCAUGAGUUAUAAUAUCAGCGAAAAACAGAUAAAUGAAUUUAAAGAGGCUUUUUCUCUUUACGAUCCGCAAAACCUGGGUGCUCUUCCCAUUACAGAACUAGGAAAACUUAUGCGCUCUGUGGGACAAACUCCAACUGAGAAGGAGGUACAAGAGAUUAUUAGAACUUUAAAAGAGGAGGGAAAGCAGACCAUGGAUUUCCAAGAUUUUCUUCAAAUAAUGGCGAAAAACAUGAAAGACUGCAUUCCCGAAGAGAAAGUUAUAGAAGCUUUUAAAGUUUUUGAUAAAGAAGGAAAAGGGCUAAUUAGCGCACAGGAACUUCGUCACAUAAUGACUUCCAUAGGAGAAAAACUCACAGAGGAAGAAGCCGAUGAAAUGAUGAAAGAAGCAGAAAUUGACAAAAAUGGAAACAUAGAUUAUGCUGCUUUUGUUAAAAAGAUGGUUAGCUUGUGAAUCUAGCUGGUCCCAACACAU
Messenger RNA from Zophobas morio, 849 nucleotides. RefSeq lists its product as uncharacterized. The transcript is spliced from 4 exons. The record is from RefSeq and is a predicted model, not a curated record. Gene Ontology annotation, molecular function: calcium ion binding. Gene Ontology annotation, cellular component: myosin II complex. Lineage: Eukaryota; Metazoa; Arthropoda; Insecta; Coleoptera; Tenebrionidae. Bases 379 to 828 code for a protein of 149 amino acids.